This is a messenger RNA of Gryllus bimaculatus (two-spotted cricket), 531 nucleotides long. The record is from the annotation of a GenBank genome assembly. NCBI's taxonomy places the organism in Eukaryota, Metazoa, Arthropoda, Insecta, Orthoptera, Gryllidae.
AUGCUGUGUGUGGACCGGCUGUCGGACGAGUACGCGGACCGGUCGUCGCCCAUCAUCGUGUCCAUCACGGAGAGCGAGGCGGAGCUGCGGGAGGAGGACGAGGACGACCCGGCGGCGGUGGAGCGGGUGUCAGAGCGGGCGGCGGCGGCGGCCCAGCAUCAGGCGGGGGCGGGGGCGGGGCCGUACGGCUGCCCGCACACCAAGCAGUCGAAAAAGCGACGGCGCCUGGAGUACGCGGCGGCGCCGCCCACGCCCGAGCCCCCGCCCGCGCCCGCGCCGUCGCGCCGCGCGCUGCAGCCCUGCGCCGCAAGGGACAAGUUUGCCUCGUUCAGCGAGUACGUGGCCAGCCAGCUGCGCGAGCUCACGCCCAGCGCGCAGAACAUCACCAUGUACGUCAUCAACACGGCGUUGUUCAACGCGGCCAUGGGCCUCUACGACGACGUGGGCGGCACGCCCGGGAGCUGCACCAUUAAUCUGAUGCCGUCGGCUGUGUACAUUCAGGAGGAACCUUUGAGUGAAGACCACAAAUGA